Vigna angularis (adzuki bean) is the source of this 1868-nucleotide messenger RNA. RefSeq names its product probable CoA ligase CCL11. Bases 101 to 1756 code for a protein of 551 amino acids. The record is from RefSeq and is a predicted model, not a curated record. The transcript has a single exon. Lineage: Eukaryota; Viridiplantae; Streptophyta; Magnoliopsida; Fabales; Fabaceae.
AUUUAACAGCACAUCACCUAACCAAACACGGCAUGACACAACAGCACACUCACACACUUUCACUCUCCUCUGGAACACUGCACUGCGCUUUCACUCAUCCAUGGAUAAGCUAACACCAAACGCUGCAAACUCAGUACCCCUCACUCCACUCACCUUCUUGGAAAGAGCAGCAAUCGUGUACGGUGACUCUCAUUCUAUCGUCUACGACCACAUUUCCUUCACCUGGUCACAAACCCACCGUAGAUGCCUCCAACUCGCUUCUUCCCUCACUUCUCUGGGCUUAGGACGUGGCCAAGUCAUCUCUGUUCUCUCCCCAAACACUCCCUCAAUGUAUGAACUUCAGUUUGCAGUUCCCAUGUCUGGCGCCAUUCUCAACAAUCUCAACCUCCGUCUCGACCCCCACGCGCUCUCCGUCCUCCUGCGCCAUAGCGAAUCAAAACUUGUCUUCGUCCACUCUCAUUCACUCCCUCUUAUUCUCACCACUCUUUCAAAAUUCCCCCACACCACACCGCGUCCUUCCCUCGUCCUUAUCACAGACGAUGGCUAUGGGGAUGCGGAUGCUGUCGCGGCAGCGCACGCAAUGGACACCUACGAGCGCCUUUUGAGCAGAGGCAACCCGAACUUCCGAUGGGCACGGCCCAACUCCGAGUGGGACCCAAUAACCCUAAACUACACCUCCGGAACAACAGCGUCUCCCAAGGGCGUGUUACACUCCCACCGCGCAACGUUCAUGAUAGCCCUCGACUCUCUCAUCGACUGGUGUGUGCCAAAACAACCGGUUUACUUAUGGACCCUACCGAUGUUCCACGCUAAUGGGUGGGGCUUCGCGUGGGGGAUUGCAGCCGUUGGCGGCACCAACGUUUGCAUACGUAAAACCAACGCUCCGAUAAUUUACCGUUCGAUCGAGUCUCACAACGUGACACACAUGUGCGCGGCGCCGGUGGUUCUCAACAUGCUGCUCACGAGAGAAGAACCACUGAAAAACCCGGUUCAUGUCCUCAUCGGAGGUUCGACGCCCCCGGCGUCGGUUCUUGCUCGGGCGGAGGAAGUAGGGUUUGUGGUGAGCCACGGGUACGGGAUGACGGAGACGCUGGGGGUGGUGGUGUCGUGCGCGUGGAAGAGGGAAUGGGAUAGGCUUCCGAGGAGGGAGAGGGCACGGCUGCUGGCUCGGCAGGGGGUGAGGACGGCGGCGAUGUCGGAAGUGGACGUUGUAGAUCCGGCGAGCGGAGUAAGCGUGAAGCGCGACGGGGUUACAUCGGGGGAAGUAGUGGUGCGAGGCUCUUGCGUGAUGAUGGGUUAUCUGAAGGAUUUGGAAGGAACGAGAAGGUGCGUAAGAGAAAAUGGGUGGUUGUACACGGGGGACGUAGGGGUUGUGCAUGGGGAUGGGUAUUUGGAGAUAAAAGAUAGGUCGAAAGACGUGAUAAUAAGUGGGGGAGAGAACGUGAGCAGCGUGGAGGUGGAAGCCGUGAUGUAUGCGCAUCCGGCGGUGAGAGAGGCGGCGGUGGUGGGGCGGCCGGACGAGUUCUGGGGGGAGACCCCGUGCGCGUUUGUGGAGCUGAAGGAGAGGUUGGAGCGCUGGCCAACGGAAGAAGAGUUGGUGGAGUUUUGCAGAGAAAGGUUGGCUCACUUCAUGGUGCCGAAGACGGUGGUGUUCAAGGAUGCGCUGCCGAAGACGCCGACGGGGAAGAUUCUGAAGCACGUGCUGAGGAAGGAGGCUCAGGGUAUGGGGUCCUUGGCUACACGCAGUCGCAUGUAGAGUACGGUUUGUACUGUACUAAACAAACAACUAUUAUAGGUUUGGUUUGGCGUGUUUCACCUUUUUUGAGUCUUCAGAUUUUGAUUUUGUUAAUUAAUUACUUUUAAUUGAA